Messenger RNA from Hippocampus comes (tiger tail seahorse), 2821 nucleotides. It is a transcript of the gene slc7a2, whose product is annotated as solute carrier family 7 member 2. Gene Ontology annotation, biological process: L-ornithine transmembrane transport; L-arginine import across plasma membrane. The transcript is spliced from 12 exons. Lineage: Eukaryota; Metazoa; Chordata; Actinopteri; Syngnathiformes; Syngnathidae. Gene Ontology annotation, molecular function: L-lysine transmembrane transporter activity; L-arginine transmembrane transporter activity; L-ornithine transmembrane transporter activity. The coding region runs from base 415 to 2352 and encodes 645 amino acids. Gene Ontology annotation, cellular component: plasma membrane. The record is from RefSeq and is a predicted model, not a curated record.
UUCAACAACCAUUAUUUCCAUAAUAACAGUGUUGACUCCAUCUCUUUUUUUUUCUGCUUUAUAAUGGUAAUUUUGGCAACUUUUGUUGCAUUAUGGUAAUAUUCCAAAUGACAGGCAUGUAAAUGGAAAUGGGGACGCCUCUCCCCACAGGCAAAGUCAGACAUAUCCUACAAAGCAAUACUGAGCACAGAGGGGAGGAGUAAAAAUCCUGCUCAGCAGUUUGCACAGUCGGGGAGGUGAAUUCAUGUGGAACCCAGUACAGUAUUCAGUCAGAACUGAAGGCUGCAGCUCAAGGGAUCGCCAAUCUGACAUUUAAGGACCCGCAAAUGUUCCGUGCAGAAACAUCCUGAUACUUGUUGCUUUUUCGUCACACUUUUGGACGAUCCAGGUUGAAUCAUAUUCACAGGAGACAACAUGUUAGAGCAGGUUCUGUCAUUCGGCCGUUCCUUGGUGAGGCGAAAGUUGGUUGACAUGAGCAGUUUGGAGGAAUCCAAGCUCUGUCGUUGCCUGGGGACUGUGGACCUGAUCGCCCUCGGCGUGGGCAGCACUCUGGGUGCAGGUGUCUACGUCCUGGCUGGAGAAGUUGCCAAGGGAGACUCUGGACCUAGCAUAGUCAUCUCCUUCCUCAUUGCUGCCCUGGCCUCUGUCAUGGCCGGCCUUUGUUAUGCCGAGUUUGGAGCUCGCGUCCCAAAGACGGGUUCUGCUUACCUUUACAGUUAUGUAACCGUAGGGGAGAUAUGGGCCUUUAUCACCGGCUGGAACCUGAUUCUCUCCUAUGUGAUUGGUACCUCCUCAGUAGCUCGGGCUUGGAGCGGAACAUUUGAUGAAAUGACAGGAGGACAUAUUGAAAUAUUCUGCCAAACUUACUUCAGCAUGAACUCUCCUGGUCUGGCUCAGUACCCUGACUUCUUUGCAGUCUGUCUGAUUCUACUGCUGUCUGGGCUCCUGUCAUUUGGGGUGAAGGAGUCAGCCUGGGUAAAUAAAGUCUUCACCUCUGUCAAUGUGCUUGUACUCCUCUUCGUCAUCAUCUCGGGCUUUGUCAAAGGAGACACAAACAACUGGAAGAUAAGUGAGGAAUCUCUAGUCAAUGUCACCAUCGUAGUCAGGAACCUUUCAACCGUGGGCAAUGUGAGCAGUGAUUAUGGAGCUGGAGGAUUCAUGCCAUACGGUUUCAGUGGGACAUUAGCUGGAGCCGCCACCUGCUUCUAUGCUUUUGUAGGCUUUGAUUGCAUAGCGACGACAGGUGAGGAGGUGAGGAACCCACAGAAGGCCAUUCCCAUUGGCAUUGUGGUGUCACUGACUGUGUGUUUCCUGGCGUACUUUGGUGUUUCGGCCGCACUGACACUCAUGAUGCCUUACUACCUGUUGGAUGAGAAAAGCCCUCUUCCCAUGGCUUUUCAAUAUGUGGGAUGGAGCCCUGCCAAAUAUGUGGUCGCUGUCGGUUCACUAUGUGCCCUGUCCACCAGCCUGUUGGGCGCCAUGUUCCCCCUACCACGCAUUCUCUUUGCCAUGGCACGAGAUGGCAUUCUGUUCAAAUUUUUGUCCAAAGUGAGUAAGCGGCAGUCGCCUGUGGCUGCCACCAUGGCGGCAGGUACCACUGCGGCCAUCAUGGCUUUCCUGUUUGACCUCAAAGCUUUGGUUGACAUGAUGUCUAUUGGGACUCUGCUGGCCUACUCACUGGUUGCUGUGUGUGUACUGAUUCUCAGGUAUCAGCCAGAUAGCGCUUUGGAGCGGCAACGGAGAGGUGGCUGUAAAAGGGACUAUCAGUCCUCUGAGGAGGGCGAGUCCGAACUGACUGAAUCCGAGUCCCACCUCAACACGUUAAAAGCAGAAGGCUCACUUCUGCAGGCCUUAGUGCACCCACCCGUGUCCCCCUCUGAGCAUUCGUCCAGCAUGGUCAAAGUUUCCAUUUGUGUGCUAGUGCUGCUGGUGUGUGUGAUCAGCUACCUGUCCACUUACCACAUUGACUCCAUCGCUGGUCUAGAAGUAUGGAUCCUGGCAUCACUGUCUGUGUGCCUUUUCGUCUUUGGCGGUUGCGUGGUUGUGAUCUACAGACAACCACAGAGCAUUCAGAGGGUUUCCUUCAUGGUUCCCUUUUUGCCAUUUCUGCCAGUUCUGAGCAUAUUUGUUAAUAUUUACCUCAUGGUUCAAUUGAGUGGAGACACCUGGAUACGUUUCUCUGUUUGGAUGGCGCUAGGCUUCUUGAUCUACUUCGGUUACGGAAUGUGGCACAGUGUGGAACGCCAGCGCUUUCUUCAGGGCAAGAGCAGCAGUGCCAUGCAGACUGGCUCGCCGGCAAUAGAAAAGCAACUGGAGCAAUUUAUCUCCCCGGAGAAGACAAGUCAGUUUUAGAGUUACUUCAUUUUAGUGUUAAUACACUGUGCGGUGAAGUGUUUGCCCGACACACACGCAGCUUUGCCUUCAGGAACUUGUAUCACCAGCUUGACCAACUUGGGCCUCUGUGAAAGCCAUGUCAGUAUUUUGGGUCAGGGGUCAUAUCAUGAGGGGCUGCUCUGACGGACCACACACACUGCAUGACACGUUGUGGUUUGGGCACAAUGGAAAGGACAGGUAACACACUGGAGAGUGACUUCCCUCGGAUAGACGCAGUCAGGGCAAGACUGCAAUGAUUUUAGUAUGAACGUUAGAGCUUUUCUUGAUAAGCAGGUUGCCUUUGUAAAAUCCUUUUUUUUUAUUCCUCUCUUCCUUGAAUGGGGCAAGCAUGUUUUUUGGCUUUUGAUACACCAAUUUUGUGCUAUAUAGCACAACUUUAGGUACACUUACACAAUGUAAAGCGACACUGCUGCAAAGCACAAGCACA